AUUCCACUUUAUUUAUGUUUAAUAAAAGCAGAGGAUUUUUUCUUGGUUUUUUACUCGGUUAACUAACUUGCAACCAUUUUUGAACCAAGGGGUUCUUUUAAAAUCCUUUAUCAACAUCUUUAUCUGAUUGCAAAGUCAUCCAGAAACACCAUAUCAGAGGUUUUCCCACCACAAAUAAACACAUUUUUAUUUAAAAAAAACAGCUCCUAUCAGAUGCAGCAGAGCCACGACAUGUUAAAGAUCAGUACAUCUUGUGUUGUGCAACAUAAAUAUUUCCAUCUAGCAUGAAGCCUGCCUUAGAUCUGGAGUCUGUUUUCAGCACAGCUUCACACAGCCUCAGAGAGAAAUGGGGGACAGUGGACAUGCAUGUUUCAAUUAAUAAAAAUAGCUUCUAGUUGUGCUCUGUGGUGAAGCCAAAUGAUCAGAAGCGAAGAGAUAUUUUUGAUAGCAAAACCCAAAUGUAUCUGAAACGCUUGUUAUCACUUUGAGAUGACCAGUUGAGAGCGGGCUGCACUCAGCCUGAAGAAGUUAACCAAAUACUGAGUUUUGCUUUUAUUGCUUCUUGCUGCUGGAACGUGGUGAUGAAGCUCUCGAGAUGUUAGAGGAAACAGAAACAACAAACAGUGGAAUGCAUUUGUCUCAGAUAUUUUAAUGAAAGGAUAUCUCAAUAAUUAAAAGCAGGACGUUUCAUGCAAAGCGUUGGGUUAAAUGCUGUUGGCUGCAGGCUGAGGAACUCAAAAUCUACACAAUCAGAAACGUGAAAGGAAACCGUGGGCCUCGGUUUUCAGAGCUUAUCUUAGAAUCACUGCACCCAGCCCUCCUUCUGUUGAUGCACUUCACGUUGCACAACCUUCUUUAAGUUCCUGCAGCACAGCAGACGACGGAGGGUCUGCUUAUUUGUGAAAUCAGAAAGGGGGCAUCACCAUUAAUUAGGUCUUGGGUUGCCUAAAGAUGCAUGGAACAUAAACUCUGCUAAAAGCUGGGGUCUUUUUAUUAUUUAUUUACUUACUUACAUCUUUUUAAUUUUAGAUAUAUAUUUUUUUAUUUAUGUAUUGCUUUUUUAUUUUGAAAAAUAAAAUAAUAAAGUUUUGUUAAUUAGAAAGCUGCUAAUUCUACAGAAAGAAAUCUAAACACUUUAAUGUAGCCAAAGUGAGGAUUGUUGAUUAAAGGACACCCAAACAGUAGUUUUAUAUGAACAUGGUUGUAUUUUCUGACACAAAAAGUAUUUUAUGUGAUCUGCUCUUUGUAAAAUUUCCUGCUUUGCAGAUUUAAUUCAGCUGACGGUGAAAAUCGAAACACAGCAGCCAUGCUGGUCAUACAGUGCAGUAAAUGUUAUUUUGUGACACAUUUAAUUUCAUCUUUGCAUCUUUCCUUUCUUCUUCCAGUGUUAACAGGCUGGUGGUGCACAUACAGAGAAGCUGGUCACCGCCCACUCUCAGUCUGCAUUAAAGGUUUUGGUGCCGACAUCUGAGAGCACAGUAACCUGUGAUUUCUGCAGGGUGGGGUAGAGCUGAGGUGAUGUCUGAUGAUGAACCGCUGUCCUUCCCUGCAGCUGCAGCUGCUGCCGCUGAUCCUGCUUCACUUCAAGUCUGCCAGCACAACAUGGCUGCAAGGAGAUCCAGCGGAUUAUAAUCUGGAGUGUGUAAAUGAUUAUCUGUUCACCAUCAACUGCUCCCUCAACAUCAACUCUUCAGUCAGCAACAAGACCUUCUGGCUCGCCAUCACACACACCAUGGACCGGAGGGAGUAUAAGUGUCUGCUGACAAACACCACGGCCGUUUUUUUCUGUUCCAUCGACAGAUCUUUGAUGCCUGAUGACGACUACACAGGAACAUUUACAGACUUAGAUGUAUACGAAAUUUCUUUGUGUCAGAGCCAAGAUAAUAAAGCUGAAACCUGUGAGUUACUGGAGGAAGAAUACAUGCCUGUGUUACACAUUAAGCCGAACGCCCCUUGCUGCCUCACAAUUAGCCACAACUCAAGCCGACACCAUUUCACUUGGAAAAGCACCUACGAGAAGCACAGCUCUGAGACGUACCUGGCAGAAAACCUGAUGUAUCAGCUGCAGAUCCACCAAACAGGAGGCAAACGCAGGCUAAGAACAAACAACAUUAACAGAAACAGCAGAACGCACUCCGUGGAAGAUGAGAAUUUUGAGCCGGACACAGAGUAUGCUGCCAAAGUCCGGUCCAGUCCAAACAUGGGUCACUACAAAGGCCAAUGGAGCGACUGGUCUUCUGAAGUUCUCUGGAGGACAGACGGUGAACUUGUUUGGCCAACUGUUCCAGUAAAUGGAUUUAUUUACAAUCUGCCCAUGGUGUUCGUCAUUUUAUGUGCAGUGGUGGUACUUCUUCUAGUCUGCUAUGGUUCUGCGAGAAAGUGGGAGCACAGUACCUUCAUCCCAACGCCUGCUCCUUAUUUCCACACCUUGUACAAAGACUGCCAGGGGGAUUUUAAGAGCUGGGUCGUUACGCAAGAAAACCCAGCAGACGUGUUGAAAGCAGAGGAAGACCUCCACAUCGACAUCCUGAUAGAGUGUGUAGAGGUCCAGGACUACGAGUAUCCAGCCACGUUCCCUCAGCAGCUCAUGGAGAACAGAGCUUACAGCAACAUCCCAUCAUCAGUGUUCGAUGCUGACCUCCUCAGCAUGCAGCACCCAGACGGCAGCACCAUGGUUCAGCUGCUGGACCAGAGGAGGUCGGUAAGAAGUCUGCCUGGGUGCUGCAAGUCACGCAGUCCUGUUCAGGACUCUGGGUGCUGGCUCUGCAGCGACACGUCCCUGGAGAAGGAGCCUUCCUGGUACUGCAACGAGUACUGCACCCUGAGCUGCCUCCAGCAGGAUGGCUGUGUCGCACCAGGGCACCACGGAAACCUGAAGACCCACCCUGCUUCACAGAGAUGAUCAAUUCAGAUGCUGCAAUGGAAGCAUAAACUUAUCAUUUUUAUAGAAAGUGGAGGGAAUUUAGAGCUCAGUAUACAGACCCUGAAAAAGUAUGCACACUUCAACGUUUUCACAUAUUGUCAUGUUAGAUCGUUUAUAUUCAGCCCCCAGGAGUCAAUAUUUCACAGAACUGCCUCUCACUGCACUUACAGCUGAAAGCAUUUCGGUGUUUGUCUCCAUCCCCUUCACCCAUUCUUCUCUGAAAAAUAGCUUGAGUUCAGCCAGAAGUUUUAGUUCCUACCAAAGAUUCUCAGUUGGAUUGAGGUCUGGACUUUGACUAGGCCAUUCUAACAUGUAAAUAUGCUUUGAUCUAAACCAUCCUAUUGUAUCUCUGGCUGAAUAUUAAGGUGGUUGUCCUGCUGGGAUGGUGAACCUCCACCCCAGGACUGUCCUGGAUUUAUCUCAAUCCAUCUUCCCAUCAAGCUGACCAGCUCCUCUAAAGAAAACCAUUCCUCACUAUGAUGCUGCUACCACCAUGUUUCACAGUGGUGAUGGUGUUAUUUCUGGUUUUUCUACCACCCAUGUUUUGCAUGUAGGCCUUAAAACUUAAUCACGGUCUUGUUCUUGUGUCCACCUACGUGGCUUUCUUCUUCGUGGUGUGCACGAUUAAUAGUUUUCCUGUCAACAGAUUCUUCCACCUGAGCUGUGGAUCUCUGUAGCUCCUCCAGAGUUACCAUGGUCCUCUUGGCUGAUUCUGAUUAACGUUCUUUCCCAGCCUGUCAGUUUAGGUGGACAUCCACAUCUUGGUAGGUCUGCAGUUGAUCCAUCCUCUGUGUUCAGAUGGAUUGAUCAGAGCUCUGGGAGAGGUUCAAAGCUUGGGAUGCAGUUGUAGAACCUAACCCUGCUUUAAACUGAACCAGAACUUUAUCCCCAUCCUUGGUCUUCAAAUGGGUUCAACUGGACUAUUUUUUUAGAGGCAUCAAAUCAAAGGGGAUAUUUAUACAGAUGUUGCAAACCAGAUGUUUUUCAUCCCACAUCAACCAUUAAUUACUUUGUUUUGGUCAAAAUCCCAAUAAAAUAAAAUGUGUGGUUUUAAUGACAAAAUGUGAAAAUGUUCAAGCUUUUGCAAGGAUCUGUAAAAUUAUUCACGCAUUCUUUCGCAAUCCAACAUGUAGCAUCACUAAAUGCAUAAUAAAGCUCUUCUACUGUGUGACUAUAUGGAGCCAAUUAAGCUCUGAUUGCAUGAAUAAAGUAAUAAGCAACAGCAA
Girardinichthys multiradiatus is the source of this 4149-nucleotide messenger RNA. RefSeq names its product interleukin-21 receptor. Gene Ontology annotation, cellular component: membrane; external side of plasma membrane. Gene Ontology annotation, molecular function: protein binding; cytokine receptor activity. The transcript is spliced from 8 exons. Gene Ontology annotation, biological process: cytokine-mediated signaling pathway; immunoglobulin mediated immune response. NCBI's taxonomy places the organism in Eukaryota, Metazoa, Chordata, Actinopteri, Cyprinodontiformes, Goodeidae. The record is from RefSeq and is a predicted model, not a curated record. The coding region runs from base 1526 to 2902 and encodes 458 amino acids.